This is a messenger RNA of Meyerozyma guilliermondii ATCC 6260, 1899 nucleotides long. RefSeq lists its product as uncharacterized. The coding region runs from base 1 to 1899 and encodes 632 amino acids. The transcript has a single exon. The record is from RefSeq and is a predicted model, not a curated record. Lineage: Eukaryota; Fungi; Ascomycota; Pichiomycetes; Serinales; Debaryomycetaceae.
AUGUUUAGAUUGCUAGCUUCUAGCGGUCAAGUUAGCUUGAGACCGGUGCUCUUGCAGCAUGUAAGGAACAACAAACAUGGUUUGGGGUUUCCAAAUGCUUCUGGAGUACCACAAUCUCCAUCUUCGAUGACUUCACUGUCGAUUGUUUCUCCUUCUCAAUUUACUAGAUCCAACCUGAGUGCUGCUGGUCUUUCUGAAAGCCCGGCAUCGUCUGUCGACUCGAAAAUUGAAAACUUUUUAUCCAAAUCAGCCAAAGAUCCACUUGUUCGUGAAGCAUUGGACGCGGAAACGAAAAAUAAACUCAAUUACUUCAAAGAACAAAUCGACUUGGCCCACCGUUACCGGUCUAUUCAUGAUCACGACAGCGAGAGAGCCUUUGCUUCUACCUUGGACAACCUCUCGCGUGCUUUGGAAGACGAGUCAUUGAGAGAUACGUUUGUCUCCAGAGACUUGUUUCUGUAUGCUCAAGUUCUCAAUUCUGGAGUAUAUAACAACCGUACCAACCGUCUUUCUGGCGCCAAAAACAGAGACAGUGACCAGUAUCAAAACCAGAACCUCCACGAUGAAGUGCUUUUGAAGCAGGCCGUGCUUCAUUUGGGCGAACUCAUCACCAAUGGUGAAUUCAAGGCCAUCUUAAACGCUCCAACUUUACUGUUUUUAUUUUAUCUGAUGAAACAGUUCCAGCUCUAUCCAGAAAUGAUCCACCUUUGGGAAAAUGGUGUCAAUGACCAGCAAACCGGCCAGGUGUACUUGGAUGAAAAGAUCUUGGCGGUCAUCUUACCGGUGACAUUUGAACAGAAUAGAUUCACCUACGAGGAAAUUCUCCACAUUUACGAGCUCAACACUGAAAAACUCGAUAAAGUGGGACAUGAGCUUCUCACUUCAAUGGGAAAAAUAGCCAUUGCCGCAGGCGAUUACUCGCGCGGAUUGGAUUCGUUGGAAUCGAUAUUGCAAUUGUACGAAAAAGCUCAACAGCUGCACUACAAAAACAAAAUAUUGGCAUCUCUCAGUGACUUGCAUUUGAGUUUUAUUGGUACCUGUAAGGAUAUCAAGAUCUCUAAGCACUUUUUUGACAAGGUUGUCCACUACGAUUUACCCUACCGAGUGAAGCUUAAGGUGCCUCAUAUUCAAUCAUUGCUUGAAAAUUGUUACGAACAAAAUGAACCAAUGGACAACAUCCUUUACUUCUGGAGAGCAAGUAUCGCCCAUUACAACACUGAACAACAGCUAGUGUUGAACUCUCGUUAUGCGAUUUUGAACAAUGCAUUGUUCACCAUCUUUUUCAAAAAAUACCCCGAAUUAAACGAGGAAUCGUUUAGUAAACUUCGUGAAAUCAUUGCCAUGUACGCAGAGAGCAAGCCUAUUGAUGAAGUAUUCCUCAAUACCAUCAUCGGUAACUACUCAUGGGAUAGCAAGGAAGUAUUAGAGCAGAUUAUCGAAAACUACGAUGUCUACAAUGUCAAGAGGACCCCCGUUUCUUACAGAGUUUGCUUAAAGAAAACUGGCCUGUUAGAAAGCUAUUCCAACGAGGAAAUUUUACAAAAGUGGAAUGCUUCGCUUAAACAUCUUGAUGAGAACAAGUUCACAUAUAUCCCAGUCGCCGACUGGGCGGCCUUGCGAGAUGCGACUAUUUUAUCACACUUCAAGGAUGCUCGUAAAGAGUUCUACUUGUCUGUAUUGGAUAAGUACAAGGAUUACAUCCAGGACCACCGUUCAUGCAUUCGGUUUGUGAGAUACUGGAUCAAAAGAAAAGAUGUUGCUGCAGAUAUUGCCAGAGUUGCCCUGCCAGAGCCACAAACAUUUGAUUGUGACAUUGAGAUACAAGUUCCUCAGUUCCGUCACUUACGAAAGAACAUUAACUACGUGAAGGAGGUGCAAAACAUGAGAUUUAGUGGUUAA